Bombyx mandarina (wild silkworm) is the source of this 403-nucleotide messenger RNA. RefSeq names its product fungal protease inhibitor F. The record is from RefSeq and is a predicted model, not a curated record. Lineage: Eukaryota; Metazoa; Arthropoda; Insecta; Lepidoptera; Bombycidae.
GCACCGCGUAUUAUUACCGAACUUAUUCGCAGAAUAUCGUCAAGAUGGCCGCCAAACAUAACUUCCCCAUGCUCCUGCUCGUAUCCCUGAUGGCUCUCGCAGCCAGCCAGGGUUCGGUUGAAAAAGAUUGUCCUGAGAAUUCUCAUUUGACAAUGAACCCCUGCGCGCCGACCUGUGAAGAUCCAGACCUGACACACACCAGCUGCGUAGCGGCAUUGCUCCCAACAUGCCACUGUGAUGAUGGCUUCUUGUUCGACAAAUCUGGAAAAUGCGUACCCGUUGAUGAAUGUCCAGACCAAGAGAGUGACUGUAUCAACUGAUUCCGACUUAUAAUAGGCAGCGGCUUGGCUCUGCUCCUGGCAUUGCUGAAGUCCAUGGGCGACGGUAACCACUUACAUCAGGU